Messenger RNA from Dunckerocampus dactyliophorus (ringed pipefish), 2847 nucleotides. It is a transcript of the gene vwa10.2, whose product is annotated as von Willebrand factor A domain containing 10, tandem duplicate 2. The coding region runs from base 1 to 2847 and encodes 948 amino acids. Lineage: Eukaryota; Metazoa; Chordata; Actinopteri; Syngnathiformes; Syngnathidae. The record is from RefSeq and is a predicted model, not a curated record. The transcript is spliced from 19 exons.
AUGACCGUAUUAUGUGAAUUCAUCAUCAUCAUCAUGAGCACCGGUUGCUCUGUCCUGCUCCUGUUGGCGGUGGUCGUCGUUCUCACAGGCCUCACACAAUGUUUCCAAGCACUAUUUGUGUUUGAUGGCAACUCCACUACCCACCGCGACGUUACCCGAAAAGCAGUUCUCCGAAAAACGGCCGAGGUCUGCCAAGACAUUGCUGCUGCAGAUGGACGAGACUUCACUCUAACUAUUGAUGACAGUCUAACAGCUGAGCGAGUACAGGAUGCAUGUUCUUCAGAAAAUUCCACCUCGCUCCUGUCCAGUGUCUUGUUCCAUAGUUCCAUUGCCAAAAUGUACUUCAGUAAUGCCAACGUGGAUUUAGUGUCUGUGUUGAGUGACAAACACCAUUUUGAUGGCGAGGCCUUUCAGGAAGGACGAGACUUGAUCACUCAAGGUGUGUCUGCUGUAAAAGCCAGUGUCAAACAGGAAAACUUCAUCGCAGGGCGCUGGACUCUUGGACGAGUAUGUCAUACUCUGCAGGACUUCUACAGCCACAGUAACUGGGUGGAGUUGGGGAACACAGCUCCUUACAGUGUUUUGAUCUCACCUGACCAACCUCUUGAGAAUCUGGCAGGUCUUAACAUUUCAACAUGCAGAAACUGUACGGGACAAAGCUGUGAUGACAACAUUUUGCCUGACGUGCUGCAACAGGGGCUCCUCACCUCUGGCUACUUCAGCCUCUUCUCUCCAGAAAAACCGGAAGGUAAAUGCAGUCAUGGAGGUCAAUUUGACCAAACUAGUAAACAGGACCCUCUCGGAGGCAUCAAUAAGGAUGACAUUGGAUCUAGCCAUGGCUCACUUCAUCAUCAAGCAGCUGAUUUGGCUGUAAAUGCAACCUUGGAGCUCCUUGAGGACAUCAGAAUAGCAGUAGGAGACAAAAACUUCCUACGCUUGAUGGGCCUAUCCCAGUCGUCCGCGCUAUGUUUUGUCAUCGACACCACAGGUAGUAUGAGCGAUGACAUAGCUGAAGCCAAGAGAGUUUCCUUUGACAUCAUCGACAGUAAGAGGGGAACUGAGCAGGAGCCUUCAGCCUACAUACUGGUGCCUUUCAAUGACCCAGGGUUUGGGCCUCUGCUGAUGACAACUGAUGCAGACACAUUCAAAGAAAGCAUCAACAAGCUGACUGCCAGCGGAGGUGGCGACAUCCCAGAGCUGUGCUUGUCUGGACUGCAGCUUGCCCUUACCGCGGCUCCUUCGUCCUCCGAGAUAUUUGUCUUCACUGAUGCUCCUGCAAAAGAUGCUGACUUGAAAAACACCAUCACUGCCCUUAUAGAGAGCACCAAGUCUGUGGUGACUUUCUUGUUGACGGACGUUCUGGCCAGGCGGCGCAAAAGAGCACUGAACCAAGCAGAUGCUCAGCUGUACCGUGACCUCGCCCGGGCUUCUGGAGGUCAGGCCAUUGAGGUCAGCAAGUCAGAUCUCUCUAUGGCUACGAGUGUUAUAGAGGAUUCCUCAGCCAGUGCCGUGGUGACCCUUUUUCAAGUAGUGAGGAAUCCUGGAAAGCCUGAUAAUUUUACAUUUACAGUUGAUGGUUCACUACAAAAUAUGACUGUUUAUAUAACAGGAACUCCAUCUCUCACCUUUAACCUCACUAGCUCCACAGGUGUAUCUCAGAGCUCCAGUGAGUCUAGCGGACCUCUGGCAUCUUUGAGUUUGGCAGGUAAUCUACGACGACUGAGCCUCAACAGUGAUAAAGAUACAGGACUGUGGGAAAUCAAAGUAGACUCCAAUGACCCCUACUCAGUCAAGGUUAUAGGUCAAAGUUCAGUGAAUUUUAUCUACAACCUUGUGGAAGCCCAUGAAGGAGUUCCUUCAGAAUACUUUCUGAAGGAAAGUCGGCCUCUAUCAGGUGGUAAUACCAGCCUUUUGGUCACAGUGACAGGAGGUGACGCUGUGAAGGUUCCAGAGAUCACACUGUACGACAGCUCAGGACCGACAGAGGUCAAUGGGACAAUGCAGUCAUUAGGAGACGGUAACUUCCUGGUGACAUUCAGUGAGAUUCCAGCAGGUGACUUUGUGGUUCGAAUGCGAGGAGAAGACAGCAGCUCAUCAUCAAGGUCAACUCCAGGCACCUUCCAGAGGCAGGCCUCUACUCAAAUCAAGACUUCUAGCAUCUCUGUGACUGCCCAGGCCAACAGCACCAACAUUGAACCAGGCUCUACUGUCUCCAUCCCUUUCACUGUCGCCACAACAAGUGGUGGAGUCCUCAAUGAAACAGCAACCGGGACUUUCACAGUGCGUGCCACCAAUGACCGGAGCUUUGAUUCCGCAUCACCCAGCUCUGUUACCAUAGAAGAAGGCAAUGGUGGGAAAGCCAACGGCACAGUGACUCUGACCGCUCCUGACAGUGCGACAUCAGGAUCAGACGUAACGCUUACAAUUGAGGCUGAAGAUGCAGCUGCCACCGAUAAUAACUAUGUUGUCCUGAGGUUUUCAGUUGCUGCUAAGGUAACUGAUGUCAACGGACCAUUGUGCCAGGAGGUCAGUACAUCCACCAACUGUCCCUCCUCUUCAUCACUCUGCGACUCCUCCCAAUGGGAGUUUGUGGCCAAUGUGACUGACGGCGUCAAUGGGACAGGCAUUGAAAGCGUCACCAUCCGUGAAGGGAACGGCACCCUCAACACGAGCACAGUGGUUGGACCAGGGGGCGAGAACGUCACCGUGGCCUCUUAUAAGGCCUCCUGCUGUGCAUACAGAGUGCAGCUGUCUGCUGUGGACAACGUGGGGAAUGUGGGCUUUUGUGUGGGCCAGGCAAAACAGUCCACCACAGUUGCACCUGUUACUACAGCUAACUGCCAAUGA